CGGUUGUAGUGAACAAUCAUGGACUUUGUUCUAGCUGAUACUGAAUAUGGAAAAAUUCGCGGAGUCAAAAAGCUAUCAAAGCUCGACACAGAGUUCAUUGCAUUCCUUGGAAUUCCAUUCGCAACUCCACCAAUCAAUGACUUAAGAUUCAAGGAUCCAAUCCCUCCAUCACAAUGGAAAAACAUUUACGAUGGAACAAAAGAAAAAUCUUCGAGUGUUGCUUACAAUUUUCAUCUCAAAGAAAUUAAUGGAUCAGAAGAUUGUUUGUAUCUCAAUAUUUACACAAAGAAUCUUAAACCAAAGGAACCUCAAGGUGUUAUGGUUUACAUUCAUGGUGGUGGGUUUGUUGAAGGGUCAAACAAAAUUGAUGUACUUGGACCUGAUUAUCUGCUUAUGGCUAACGUUGUUGUUGUUACUAUCAACUAUCGCCUUGGUGCUUUGGGAUUCAUGAGUUUCAUAGAUGAAACCCUAAAGAUCCCAGGGAAUGCAGCAAUGAAAGACCAAGUCAUGGCAAUGAAGUUUGUUAAGAAGAAUAUUGAAAACUUUGGCGGUAAUCCUAACAACAUAACAUUGUUUGGACAUAGUUCAGGUGGCUGUUCAGUCAGCUGGCAUUGUGUGUCUGAAAUAUCAAAAGGGUUAUUCAAUCGAGCAAUUAUCAUGAGUGGAUGUGUUUUGAAUAAAUUUGCUUUGACACCUCACAAAGGUUGGGGAAUUCGUCUCGCAAGAAAACUUGGCUAUGAAGGAAAUGAAGAAGAAAAAGAAGUUGCGAAGUUUCUAAGACAAAUUGACGCUGUUGACAUCGUAAAAGUUCAAGAAUCUUUAGUUACUGCUGAAGAGAGAGAUAAGAUAUCCGGAGCAUUCGCCCCUCACAUGGAACGUUAUAUCAGCGAACAAACUUUUAAUUCUGAAUUUCCGAUUAAUCUUGUGAGAAAAGCUUGGAGCAAUGACAUCGACGUUCUAAUCGGCGGCACAUCUGAUGAAGGUUUGAUGUUUCUCGAAUACGUUCAAAAGAUGCCGAUGCUUUUGAAGUCUCAAAAGUUAACUAACGCAAUUCCUUUUGACAUUGAUCUGAAUGUCGACGACCCGAUACGAGAGGAGUUUGCUGAUAAAUUGAAAUCGCUUUACUUCUCCCCUGAUAUGGAUCCAACAGAAGAUGUUAUGGGCUUUUGUCGAUUGAAAGGUGAUCAGAGUUUAUGGCAUGGAAUGCAGCGUCUUGUUCAGAGUCGUCAACAUUCCAAUAAUAUGGGAAAAACGUUUUUGUAUCGUUUUGCGGUUGAUUCGCCAACGCAAAAUUAUUAUCGCAUUACACGAUUGGGACCUGAAGUUCGUGGCGUUUGUCAUGCUGAUGAAAUCAGUUUUCUUUUCAAAAGUGUUCGUUUAGACGUUCCUUUAGAAGACUCCAUGGAGUUUAAGACAAUUAAGAGAUUUGUAUCAAUUUUUACAUCAUUUGCUACGACAGGAAACCCUAACGACAACAUAAUUAAAGCAGACAUGGAAAAUAUCCAAUGGAAUCCCGUGGAAACGAUUGACCCACCUUUCAAAUGCUUAAACAUCGAUGAAGCUUUAACUUUUGAAGUUUUUCCUGAAUCAACAAGACUUAAGGUGUGGAAUGAAAUUUACCAGAAAACAAACACACCGCUUUAUUGA
Molecule: messenger RNA, 1647 nt
Organism: Clunio marinus
Lineage: Eukaryota; Metazoa; Arthropoda; Insecta; Diptera; Chironomidae
Source: the annotation of a GenBank genome assembly